CAGCUGGCUCAUUACUUCUCUCUGCUCUGCUUUCUGCUCAUCAUGGUCACUCUCCUGCUGACUCUCAGCUUGGUUCAGAUCACCUUCACCUUCCAGUCACAGUCGGCCCUGCAGGAAAACAAACUGAAAUAUUUGACGCACAGACUGGAGGAGCUGAACCAGUCCUAUCGCCUCCUGUUCUCCCAGUAUCCCGCUCUGAACCAGUACUGCUCAGUCAGCAACUCCAGCACCGGGGAGACAGUGUGCACACCAUGUCCAGCCGGCUGGACGCCUAAUGGAGAAAAAUGUUUCCUGUUCAGUCAGGACAGAGCUGACUGGAUCAGCAGCCAGUACCGCUGCAUGGCACUGGGGGGAGCUGUGGCCACAGUGCAGACAGAGGAGGAGCAGGUUUUGGGAGCGUGAGCCCGAUAACGCAGACAGCAAAGAGCUGUGUGGACGCCUCACCCCGAGAGACGACUACAGGAAGAGCUGGUUCACCCACAGGUGCUCCAACCUACUGAGGAGGGUCUGUGAGAGGAGACAAGCUACUCUACAGUGAGAGGAGAGGAGAGGAGAGGAGAGGAGAAGACAAGACAAGACAAGAAAAGACCAUGUUGAUGGUGAUUAUUAUUAUUAGAACAUAUAACUCAAUAAAAACAUGUCUAACUUAAAUCACACUUUUCUUUAAUACACAGUAACAUUAAUGCUGGUAAGAAAUCUCCCCAAAAUGCAAGAUAAAUAAUUUCUGUCCUGUUAUGUAUCAUAAGAUAAGUUUUGAA
Molecule: messenger RNA, 758 nt
Organism: Notothenia coriiceps (black rockcod)
Lineage: Eukaryota; Metazoa; Chordata; Actinopteri; Perciformes; Nototheniidae
Product: C-type lectin domain family 1 member A-like
Exons: 4
Coding region: 43-402 (119 amino acids)
Source: RefSeq, a predicted model, not a curated record